AUGGUGACAGCGGACAAUCUUAAUCUCGACGUCCUUGAACUCAUCUUUUCGUAUCUCUCUGGCAAUGAUUUGCCUUCGGUGGCUUUGGUCAGCAAUUUCUUCUACGGUGGUGUUUUGCCUAGACUAUACAAGACGUUGUGGUACUCAAUUCGACAUGGAAAAAGAUAUCCAAAAACGAUGUCCCCAUUUGCUUCUAUCCUAAGAGCUAAACAUCUGGCGAAGUAUGUACAACACGUCGAAAUAUCUUUCGUGCCAACUAUCAAGUCCGCUGGCCACAAAUCUCAAUUCGACCCUCGAUUUCUCCGCGACUGCAAAAAGGCCCUGGAUCUGUGCGACAAUCUACUUUCAUUUCGGUGUAGCGAGCACGUCCUCCCGUCUCUUUUGCUGGGCGAAGAAAUAAAGCCAUCACUCUGCAACCUUCGUAUCUUUGCAGCUGAAAUCAUGCCAGAACCGGCGCAACGUCUAAUACAGAUGGAGCAUCUGGAGACGCUCUGUCUCGAUAAUGGGUCGUGGGCUGUCAUGGACCUCCUUCCAAAAUGGUCGGCAUUGCUAGGGAAGACGCUGACCACUCUUACAUUAUCCAAUUCUCCCGAACUCAAUGAAACUGUCCUCGAACCUGCACUGAAAAAUCUACCUCAUCUUCUGCACCUACACGUAAUGGGUUGUCAGCGAAUUGACCAUGUGGUUCUGUUCCGGCUUGUAGUCCACACGCCUUUACUCGAAAGCCUCUCGCUCACUGCUUUCGAAAGUUCUCGUCAGCUAGAAAAAAACCCACCCUCCUUGCAUCGUCUCCGCCAUCUUUCAAUCGAUACUCGUUAUUCAAUGAUUUCAUCUCCAAUACCUAGCAUGCUAGCGGACAUUCUUGCGCACCUGAAGCACUCUGCUCCACCUCUGACCUCUUUCCAGAUUCGGAUUCCCGAACCCCAAGUCGUCGUAGGAAGCAGUUUUAUUGACCAACUCCUAGCCUCAUACGCUCUCACACUCCGGAGGCUAGCUUUUCUUGGCUGCGAGAUGAAGCUUGAAUCCCUCACAGCUGUUUGCAAGUCCUGUAGAAACCUGGAGACAUUGCACAUUUGCAUCCCCAAUUUUAAAGAUCCGCUGACUCACGCCAGGUUUAUGGAUGCCAUUGGACGCUCUUCGACACUCCGUACUCUGGUUGACGCGGACGAUCACACCGCCCACGGCGCUCAUUUUAUUUUGCGACCUGCAGACGUUGAAAAGAUGAUGCUGGCCGUGCGCAAUUUGAAUAAAGUCGUUUGCGACAAGAAGCGAUGGACGGCACGCAGAGAUUCCUCUGGAAAAUUGCACAUAUCGAUGGAUCGUCUAAUUACACACGUCAGGCCAAGGCCUCACUGGUUUAUGUCUACAGAUCUCGAAUAA
Molecule: messenger RNA, 1380 nt
Organism: Desarmillaria tabescens
Lineage: Eukaryota; Fungi; Basidiomycota; Agaricomycetes; Agaricales; Physalacriaceae
Exons: 6
Coding region: 1-1380 (459 amino acids)
Molecular function (GO): protein binding
Source: RefSeq, a predicted model, not a curated record